Messenger RNA from Cherax quadricarinatus, 2749 nucleotides. NCBI's taxonomy places the organism in Eukaryota, Metazoa, Arthropoda, Malacostraca, Decapoda, Parastacidae. The record is from RefSeq and is a predicted model, not a curated record.
AAGAUCCAGUGGAUAGAGCUGGACUGUCUGCGCAAGCCGCAACCCACGCUGCGGCUUGCGCAGAAGAUCCAGUGUGGAGAGGGAGGCGUCAUGUACACUCUGGGCUGGAGUCUGGCAAAAAUAGUACUGCCGCAGAUCCAUGUGUGUUUCAACCCAACCACGGAAACUACUAAGUUUACCUGGCAUGCAGUACAAGGAAAACACAUCGCAGCGAAAUCCGUAGACGCUGGCCGCCCAUCGUUCAAGAGCGCAGAGAUGUUUUCAGCCGACGUGAGCAGCCUGUACAGCAAGAAGAACCAGGAGAGGCUGGCUGACGAGGUGCUGGGGUCGCGGAAGAUCCUGACAGUGGAUGGGCAGCAGUUCCUAGCCAAGGGUCACCUGGCUCCUGACGCUGACUUCGUGUACACUUUCGAGCAGGACGCCACCUACUACUAUGCUAACGUUGUCCCUCAAUGGCAAGGCAUUAACAAUGGCAACUGGAAGCGUCUUGAGAACGACAUCCGGGAUCUAGCCAAGAAGAAAAAGAGGACAUUGGAGGUGUGGACUGGCACUUAUGGCACUCUCCAACUGCCAGAUGCCAACAAUAACCAUAUCGAUCUUUUCCUAGGGCUACCAGAAAAAUUGAAGAUCAUUCCGGUGCCAGCUCUCGUGUGGAAGGUAGUACACGACAUCAAAUCACGUCAAGCAGUCGCCAUUGUUGGGGUUAAUGAACUCACGGGUAAAGGAAAGGCCAAGGAAUUGUCCCUGUUUCAACCUCCGUGUCGUGACCUAUGUCAUGAGCUCAGCUGGAUAGACUGGGACACGAGUGAUCGAGAACGGGGGCUGGCCUUCUGCUGUCAAGUCAAGGAUCUCAAACCAACUAUCCCAGUAUUGCCUAAUCUCGGAAGUGUUACUCUCCUAAAGUGAAAAAAAAAAUUCUAUAUCGCAAAAGAAGAAAAAACAGCAUUAGCUCAACCUUCUUUCCUCACCUUUCAUAAAAUGUAGUCAUAAAAGCAUUAGGCAUAUUAUAUGAUGCAUUUUUGACUACGUUUUCUUUCUGCAAGUAGUUUCUUCCUUGUAUUUAUUACAGCAACAAGGACGUGUAGUUUUAUAGAAGCCCGAGGCACACUGGGAUCCUAGAUAAUGAACUGGUAAAUGCUGAGGCUAGGUCUCUAUAGCAAAGUUGUGCCUCUAGGUGAUAUUCUAGGCACUUUUUUUUUUUAAAGAUUAUUAUAAUCAAAACUAAGCGCUGAACCACCAGGGUCAUAUAGUGUCUUCUUUACAAGAGGGUUGUGCCUUGAUGGUGUCGAGGGGCUGACUAAAAAAUUCCACUUCUUCGGAAUAAACCUGAUUAUUUCUCACUUUUAGGCGCUAUAUGAUCUUCAAAAGUUAAUCGCUCCUUAUGGAUAUUUAUAAUAAUUUAGGCAAGUUAGAGAGAUAUGUAGGGGAAGUGGAGAACCUGGGGGGCCAGUCUUUGAUGUCUAGAAAAUUAUAUAGAGUACAGAAGCACGAGUGUCUGUUCCUUCGUUGACAGAACCUAUAAUUCUGAGAUAGUUCCUGUCAAUUAAGACUUUAAACACUCGAGUUAAGUCGCACACGUGGGAAACAACCGACGUGUUAAAAACAAAUAUAUAUAUGUCGUGCCGAAUAGAUAAAACUUGCGAUUUUGGCUUAAGUAGCAACGCUCUUCUUGCCGAAUAAGGCAAGCGAAAAUUUGUGUAAGCAAUAAUUUCGCAAAAAUCAUUCUGAACCUAACGAAAAAAAUAUAUUUCAGUGUGUUUAUUAUUAAAUUAUUGUAAACUUGACUAAAAUAUAUUUAGUUGGAUUAGGCUAAAUUAAAUUGCGCUAGUUAUAAUAAGGUUAGAUAAGUUUCCUAAGAUACUUUUGGUACAAAAUUAUUAAUUUUCACAUUAACAUAAAUGAAAAAAAAAAUCUUUAAACGUAUAAGAGAAUACUUUAGAGACGACUUAUUUUUCAACGAGUUGUUGCUAAUUGACCAGUUUUACCUAUACGGUACGUAAUAUAUAUAAAUUAUUACAUGUGAAAUACAUAUUACAAACAUUUUGUUUGUAAUAUGUCAGUACCUCAAAAUUAUUAAACAAAUAUUCAAUUUGUAUAUAUUAUACUUAUUUGAUUAUUAUUAUUAUUAUAUAUUGUCAGUUAACAUUUAAUAGUUAUAAUCAUAACCAUGAUUUUUGAAGAGGUGGAUGGGUAAGCCUGCGGAAGGCCUCAGUCAGAUGACCAAAAGCACCAGUUGUGAGUCAUCAUAUGACUAAGACCCGAGUCAGGAAACAUUUGUCCUGUUUCCUGACAAACAUUAUGCCUACCUAUUAUUAUUAAUGCACAGUAUUUUGCCUCAAACGCCCUUGUCUUGUCGCACAAGAGAACAUGUGCAGAACAUGUGUACCCACUUGACCGCCAGUAUGACAGAUAAGAUUUUGUUCGAAUUUUUAACCCCAGAGGGUUUGAAGCUCACCCUGUGAGCGUCACCUUCACACCACCUUGUAUGUGAUGUCACAGGAUGAACGACCACACUGGCGGUCAAGCAAGUACUCACAUAAUUGAGGUUGCAGGUGUCGAUUGUGAGUUCAUUACCUUUGUAAAUUGUGAGUUCAUUACCUUUGUAAAUUGUGAGUUCAUUACCUCUGUAACUUGCUCAGCUAUCAAAACUUUGGAGUCCAGUCCCUGGACCAAUUAUGUACCUCUGUAAUCUUUUGACUACCGCCCACAGGAUGGGUAUGGGGUGCAUAAUAAACAUAUUAAACUAAAA